AUGACUGUGACUAUACCUGCCAAGCGGGCAUUUAUCAUCCGCCCAGCGCGGCCCGCCGACGCCGCGGCCAUCGCCGAUCUCGGCGCCCACACCUUCACAACAACCUUCGGGCACUCGGUCACGGCUGAGGAGUUGCAGGCUUUCCUGGACGAGUCGUACACCACGGCCGCCAUAGAGAAGGACCUCGAAGACGCAGACCGGGAUGUCAUCGUCGCCGUCGACACCGACGAGGACAGCAACAACAAAACCAAAAACAACGGCGACAAGGUCCUAGGUUUUGCCUAUCUGACCCGCAAUUCCGUAGAGCCCUGCCUCGCGCACCUGUCGGGCACGGCCGAGCUGCAGCGCAUCUACGUGCACCCGGCGGCGCACGGCAAAGGCGUGGGCAGUGCUUUGUCUGGGCGGAUCACGGCCAUGGCGCGGGAGCAAGGCUUUGACAAGCUGUGGCUGGGCGUGUGGAUGGAGAACUACAAGGCCAUCCGGACAUACGAACGCUGGGGGUACCGAAAGGUCGGACACCACGACUUCAAAGUCGGACCGGUGGUGCAGACGGACCACAUCAUGCUCAAGGAGGAUUUGUCGUCUUAA
This is a messenger RNA of Microdochium trichocladiopsis, 588 nucleotides long. RefSeq names its product acyl-CoA N-acyltransferase. Lineage: Eukaryota; Fungi; Ascomycota; Sordariomycetes; Xylariales; Microdochiaceae. The coding region runs from base 1 to 588 and encodes 195 amino acids. Gene Ontology annotation, molecular function: acyltransferase activity, transferring groups other than amino-acyl groups. The record is from RefSeq and is a predicted model, not a curated record. The transcript has a single exon.